UGAACUUUCUCUGCGUACACAAGAAGCUACGGUCGAAGAGACUCACCCCAGUUCUCAUCAAGGAAGUUACCCGCCAAUGUCAUUUGAAGGGUAUCUUCCAGGCCAUUUAUACGGCAGGAGUGGUAAUACCUACCCCGAUAAAUAUUAUCACCGUCUGCUUAAUGUACCGAAAUUGGUGGAGGUAAAAUUCACAAGCGUACCAAGAGGAUCAACAAUGGCACGUAUGAUCCGUCAAUUCGCCCUCCCAUCAACACCUCGUCUUAUGAACCCGGAACAAAUCGCGAUAUUUAACAACGGGAGUGAAACCUCAUCAUCCUCGCAGCCAG
Molecule: messenger RNA, 326 nt
Organism: Acaulospora colombiana
Lineage: Eukaryota; Fungi; Glomeromycota; Glomeromycetes; Diversisporales; Acaulosporaceae
Source: the annotation of a GenBank genome assembly